Molecule: messenger RNA, 5037 nt
Organism: Cyprinodon tularosa
Lineage: Eukaryota; Metazoa; Chordata; Actinopteri; Cyprinodontiformes; Cyprinodontidae
Gene: atp10d
Product: ATPase phospholipid transporting 10D
Exons: 23
Coding region: 348-4445 (1365 amino acids)
Biological process (GO): phospholipid translocation
Cellular component (GO): plasma membrane
Molecular function (GO): ATP hydrolysis activity; ATP binding; magnesium ion binding
Source: RefSeq, a predicted model, not a curated record
AACGAAGCGUUGUUCAACUCCUGCCCGAAGAGCGGAGCUGUCUCAUUGUUUAAUUUUCUUUUUUUGACACAAAGUCACGGAUGUGCAGGUGGCUAGAAACCCGAACUAAAACAGAAAGAUAGGAGUGUGUUCUUCUCCUGUUUUAUCAGGAGUCGUUUCUUGCAUCCUGCCUCCUCCUGUUGCGACUGAAGCUCCAGAAAUGUGAGCGGGGAGAGACCGAGCCGUCAUUAAACGUCGAAUCGGGGCCGCGGAUGGAAAGAAACAGUCGGGAAGAAGCUGGGAGAAUUGAAGAAGAGGGCGUAGUUCCACGCAGCAGUGGGACCCCGACUGCAGCUCAGGGUGCGUAGAUGGAGCGCAUCCACUGGCUGCGGCAUCGGUGUCGGCAGCUGCUGGCUGUAGACUCGGAGACAGGCUGGUACUCGCCACCUGAUGGCCUUCCCAGCAAAGACUCCCCUCAGAGGGGCAGCGGAAAGAGGAGGACGGUGUUCGCCCGUUAUGGCCCCCAUCAGGAGGAAUAUGAAGCCGUGUCCAAAAAAUAUAAGGGUAACGGCAUCCGCACAACGAAAUACAGCCUGUUGACCUUUAUCCCCAUGAACCUGUUCCAGCAGUUCCACAGGGCGGCCAACCUGUACUUCCUGUUCCUGGCACUGCUUAACUGGGUGCCAGUUGUGGAGGCCUUUGAAAAGGAAAUCACAAUGAUUCCUCUGCUGGUGGUUCUCACGGUUAUUGGCAUUAAAGAUGCACUGGAGGACUACAGACGAUACCUGUUUGACAGGAAGGUCAACAACAAAUUGGUGCGCGUGUUCUGUGGCAAGCAGAAUUCCUACGUGGACCGCUGCUGGAAGGAUGUACGAGUCGGAGAAUUUGUACGUUUGUCCUGUAAUGAAAUCAUCCCUGCUGACCUGCUGCUGCUGUACUCCUCUGACCCCCGUGGGGUCUGUUACAUUGAAACUGCAAACCUGGAUGGAGAGACCAACCUGAAGUUGAGGAAGGUUGUGUCAGACCUUUCUCUACAGGGUGCAGACUUCACUCCGGAGAACUUCACCAGUCGCAUCGAGUGUGAGAACCCCAACAAUGACCUGAGCAGGUUCAAAGGUUACAUCGAGCACUCUGGGGAGGGUCGGGUCGGCCUCAACAGCAGCAACCUUCUCCUGAGGAGCUGCACCAUCCGCAACACAGAGACUGUGGUCGGCAUUGUGGUUUAUGCUGGUCAUGAGACCAAGGCUAUGAUGAACAACAGCGGACCGAGGUACAAGCGCAGCCAGCUGGAGAAGCGUCUGAACACAGACGUCCUGUGGUGCGUGGUCCUCCUCAUUGUCAUGUGUCUGGCAUCAGCUGUAGGUCAUGGUUUCUGGCUGAAAAGCUUUAAAGACUCAGUCUUUCAGGUCGCUGGAGAAACCUCCCCAGCUCUCGCUGGGUUCUACGUGUUUUGGACUAUGAUCAUCGUACUCCAGGUGCUGAUCCCAAUUUCCCUGUACGUGUCCAUUGAGAUUGUGAAGCUUGGUCAGAUCUACUUCAUCCACAACGACUUGGACUUUUACAAUGAGGAGCUGGACUCCAGGAUCCAGUGCCGGGCCCUCAACAUCACAGAGGAUCUGGGUCAGAUCCAGUAUGUGUUCUCGGACAAGACGGGAACGCUGACUGAAAACAAGAUGGUGUUCCGUCGCUGCAGUAUUUACGGGGUGGAAUACCCUCAUUUGGAAAACGCGCGAAGGCUGGAGGUGUACGAGGCGGAGCAGAACGAAGGAGCUGGGCGCACGACGACUCUGAAGUCUGCCUGCAGUAGGAAAUCUCUGAGCUGUCGUUCCUUGAGCUGCAACCGCAGCUCGGUGUCUCUGCAUACCCUCACCGCAGAGUCAUCUGAGGAGGAGGACCAGCUGUCCAAUCAUGCCGCAGCGAGGACCGGAGCCUUCUGCAGCCGCAUGGCCCAGGAUGUUGUACCAGACCCUGAGCUGGUGAGGAAACUGAGCAAGCUUUGCUCCUCCAAUCUGCAUUUAAGAGACAGUGCCUCUGAUAACAUAUCCAGCCUGGAGCUGACCUACAUUACUGACUUCUUCCUGGCUCUGGCCAUUUGUAACAGCGUGGUGGUGUCUUCGCCCAGCCAGCCCCGCCACAUGGUAACUGAAUCCCAAGCACCUGUGAGGUCUCUGGAGGAGAUUAAGCUGUUGUUCCAGCGCCUGAACUUCUAUUCAUUCUCCCCUCCCCAAAUCAAAGGAAGUCCUCGCAGUUUCACAAGCAAGCUGUUCACUCGUGGAAAAACUGGCUCCUUUGCCUUCAACACCCCACCCAGCAACGGCGCAGACAGCUCAGACCAGGAUCUUAAGAACAGCCAGGAAAGCUGCAAACUAAAGAGUGUGGAGAACCCCACUGACCGAGGGGAUUCUACUGCCACAGGGAGUGAGGAGGAUCUGGAGAACUUCAGUAAGGCAAAGGGAGGCGGUGACGGGGAUGCACGGAAUGUGGAAGAGCUGUGCAGAGAUAUGGAACCAGAAGAGAACGGUGACGAUGAGCUGCUGUAUGAGGCAGAGAGUCCUGACGAGGCGGCUCUGGUCUACGCUGCCCGGGCGUAUCACUGCACCCUAAAAGGCCGCUCGGCUGAGAGCCUGCUGGUAGACCUGCCAGGAAUCGGCUCUCUGGCUGUACAGCUGCUUCACAUCCUGCCUUUUGACUCCAACAGGAAGAGGAUGUCUGUGGUGGUCCGGCAUCCUCUAACGGGACAGGUAGUGGUGUACACCAAGGGAGCAGACUCCGUCAUCAUGGACCUGGCUGAAACACAGAGAGGUUCAGAACAGGUUCAGGAGUUUUACUGCAAGAUCAAGGAAAAAACCCAAAAACAUCUGGAUAUGUACGCUAGAGAAGGCCUCCGUACGCUCUGCAUUGCUAAAAAGGUUCUAGAAGAAGAGGAGUAUGAAGUUUGGCUUAAGAGGCAGCUGCUUGCAGAGAGCAGCAUUGAGAACCAAGAGGAGCUGCUGCUGGACUCUGCUCAAAGGCUGGAGACUGACCUCACUCUCCUGGGCUGCACAGGGAUUGUGGACAGGCUACAGGAGGAUGUCCCAGAGACGAUAGAAGCCCUGCAGGAGGCUGGUGUGAGGGUGUGGGUUCUCACCGGAGACAAACAGGAGACGGCCGUCAACGUAGCCAACGCCUGCAGACUGCUCCGCUCCAACGAUCGACUGUUGACCGCCAAUUGUGGAAGCAAGGAUGCAUUAGCAGCUCUGCUUGAGGAGCUUUUAAUUGAAGUCCAGAAUGGCGAGAACGGAGAGGAGCCUUCUUUUGACAGCACCAGCAGCUUCAUCCUGGUGAUUGAUGGCCGGACGCUGGAGUGGGCCCUGCAGGAGGAACUGAAGGAAAGCUUUUUGCAGCUGAGCUGUAAAUGUAAAGCAGUCAUCUGCUGCCGAUCCACGCCACUCCAGAAGAGCAAAGUGGUCCAGCUAAUACGGGACAAGAUUGGUGUCAUGACGCUGGCCGUGGGUGAUGGAGCAAAUGACGUGAGCAUGAUUCAGGUAGCUGAUGUUGGAAUCGGGAUAUCUGGUCAGGAGGGGAUGCAGGCUGUGAUGUCCAGUGACUUCGCCAUCUCAAGAUUCAAACACCUCAAAAAGUUGCUGCUGGUUCAUGGCCACUGGUGCUACAACCGCCUUGCAAACAUGAUCCUCUACUUCAUCUACAAGAACGUGAUGUAUGUGAAUCUGCUGUUCUGGUAUCAGUUCUUCUGCGGCUUCUCUGGGGCCGUCAUGAUCAACUCCUGGGUGCUAAUCCUCUUUAAUCUAGUCUUCACGUCAGUUCCUCCUAUCAUCUACGGCGUCCUCGACCAAGACAUGCCAGCAGACACCCUGAUGAAGCUUCCUGAGCUCUAUGGAGCGGCACAGACCGCCAAGGUCUAUGUUCCAGCCACUUUCUGGAUCACCAUGCUGGAUGCCUUUUACCAAAGCCUUGUUUGUUUCUUCGUGCCUUAUUUCGCGUUGUCCAGGUCAGAUGUGGGAGUGCUGUCGUUCGGCUCACCUGUCAACACCUCAGCUCUCCUCAUCAUCCUGCUACAUCAAGUUGUGGAGAGCAACACACUGACAUGGAUUCAUAUGCUGGUGUUGGUGCUCAGUGCUGCUUUGUAUUUCGCCUUUGCACAGCUCUACAGUGCCUUCUGUGUGGUCUGCAGCCACCCCACCAACCUGUUUGGGGUUGAAAAACUGCAGAUGUCCCAGCCUCUCUACUACAUCAUCUGCAUCCUCACUACAGUCGCUGCUUUGUUACCAAGGAUUUUGUUUCGGGCGCUGUUCAACUCCCUCCACUUCCCUACGUCUCUGAAAACCGCUCAUAGAGAUGAGGCAGCUGUAGAGCAGUACCGCCGCAGGAUGCAUCGCUGGAACCUGAAACACACGGCAGCCAGCAGCCUCCCUGUGUGCGCAGAUAAUCCAGGGCUGGUGCCCAGUGAGGAGGAAGUGAUGUCAUGACCUUUUCUCAGAGACACAGAAGGUUAAACUCAAAUCAGCGACUGAUGUCAGGCAACAGGAGAUAGAGGAGAUAUUCGGUGCAAUGAAGUGUUAAUCUGACAGAACUCUGCAGCUUCCUUCAGCUCAGAGAAGACUGAUAUUGCCACGCAUGACAGCAGCUGUAAGACCAAAACCAACAGCUGAAACCAGCCUCUGGUUUGGGCCAUGAGAAAAAAACACAACCCCAAAAACUUUGAUGCUGUUUGAAUUGUGUUUACGUACUGUACAUGCAGCUAUGCACUAUGAAAAUGUUACCAUUGUUUACCUGCUCAGCUCGGGAAGGAUUCCUCAGCAUCUGAAUGACUUUCCUUUGAGGCACAUUUAUUUAUUCCUGUACAGGCUUUGGUUUCUAUGAGAGCAGAUGCUAAAGCUAACCUGGAUGGACAUGAAUCCAGUUUAAUGAAGAUAGUCUAAUUAUUUUUGUCUUUUUGAUUCAGUCGACUAGUGAGAGUAAAGAUCAACAUUCCCAAAGACAGAGAUGGUCCUGUUCUGGUGUUUUGAAGUGCCUUUUCACUUCUUUAUCAAGAAAACAAUAAAGCAAUAAUGAAUACAA